Molecule: messenger RNA, 1378 nt
Organism: Schistosoma intercalatum
Lineage: Eukaryota; Metazoa; Platyhelminthes; Trematoda; Strigeidida; Schistosomatidae
Source: the annotation of a GenBank genome assembly
AUCACAUUUAGGAAUUCCUCAUCAUGAAACAGGUUUAAAUAUUGCCAUCGAUACACCUAACAUGUGUUGUAUUACUUUUAAAAUGCCCCACUCAAUACUUCUUGUUCAAUAUAUACUUCUAUGUAGUAUCACUUUAGUGUAUACUAUUCCGAUGCUUACAUUGGUUAAUAACAAUCACACUGGUAUAAAAUAUCCAAUCAUUUUAAUUCCUGGUAUGGGUGGUAGUCAAGCAUAUUGCAAACCUAAGGAUGUGGGCAGUUCUUUUGCUCCAUUUAAUCUCUGGAUCAACUUUUUUCACAUAUUAUUACCUAACAAAGUAUUCGAUUACUUCAGAUUACAACAUGAUCCAUACACCUAUGAGUCACAUGAUUCAAAUGAAUGUGAUGUAACAUUUCCCGGAUGGGGUGAUACAUGGUCUGUGGAAUAUCUAUCACAAUAUAUAUCUUUUGAGUACUUCGGUUCACUUGUGUCAGAACUGAUGAAAGACAAAUUUUAUGUGAGAAACUUCACAAUGCGUGGAGCUCCAUAUGACUUUAGAAAAUCACCAGAUGAUAACAAACAAUUUGUAAUGAAAUUCAAACAUUUAGUAGAAGAAACUUAUACAAAUGGAUUGAAUCGACCAGUUGUUCUAUUAGGCCACAGUUUGGGUAGUCUGUACACACUAUACUUUCUCAAAAAUCAAACUAAACAUUGGAAACAAAAGUAUAUUAAAUCAUUCCUAUCUGUAUCAGCACCACUUGGUGGAACAGUUAAUGCACUUAUAUCCGUAACUAGUGGUGACAAUUUUGACGUAUUUAUUCAAAAUCCAUCACUAUAUCGAGAUGUGAUCCGUACAAUGACAUCAAUAAUUGCUGUACUACCAAAUCCUAAACUAUGGUCUAAAGAUGAGAUUUUAAUUGUUACACCGUUUAAAAAUUACACAGUUCACGAUUAUCCAGAAUACUUCAGUGAUUCCAAUUAUCUUACAGGUUAUAAAUUAUUCACACGUUACCUAUCUGCAUUCGACCCACUCGAAGCUCCCGAACAUGUACCUGAAGUCUAUUGUAUCUAUGGUUCUGGACUAUUAUCAGUGGAACAAGUCAUUUACAAAUCACCUAGUCUCUUCAUUUCAGCAUUUCCAAAUCAAUCACCCAGAAUUAUAUAUGGGGAUGGCGAUGGUACAGUGAAUCUACGCAGUUUAAAAGUUUGUACAAAAUGGCCCACAGCUAAAGUAGUUGAAUUCAUUACUUCUGAACAUAGACAAAUUUUGAGUGAAAGGCAAUUUAUUGAUUUUGUGAAACAACAUAUGAAUAUCAAAACUUAAUAGUAUUAUAACUAUCAUUAUUAUAUCUACUGUUUAUACUAAUAUGUUUAUUAUUAACAGUAAAUCCUAUAUGAC